Molecule: messenger RNA, 2145 nt
Organism: Aricia agestis (brown argus)
Lineage: Eukaryota; Metazoa; Arthropoda; Insecta; Lepidoptera; Lycaenidae
Product: nucleolar and coiled-body phosphoprotein 1-like
Exons: 3
Coding region: 1-2145 (714 amino acids)
Source: RefSeq, a predicted model, not a curated record
AUGGAAAAACGCAGCAAAGAAAAUAUUCUCCGGGUGGGUCUCGGUCCCGAUGGGGCCGGGGAAUCCCAUACGUCACCUUCGGGUGACGGGCGGUCCGUGUAUACGGAGGGGCCACUUUCUGCGAGGAGGGAGGAGGAGAAGGAGGAGAAGAAGAAAAAGGCGCGCGAUAAGAAGCGCGCGGAUCCCAAGCCGGUGCACCUUACCGCACCGGCCAGGGAGCCCAUAACUGACGAGGACACAGACUUCUCUGUGCCGCAGCCCGAUGCGGUGCGCCGGCUCAGAGUUCUAAUUGAUAAGAAGAUAGCAAGGGGCGAUACGGACGGCAUAAGGCAGAAAUACUUGGAUUUCACCUUAGGCCGUCCGGUUCGCGACCGCUCCACCGAUUGUGACAGCGAGGUCUCCUACUCGGCGUCCGGCAGCAAUAUGUCGCUGGACUCCGGGGAGCUGCCCGCACCCGGACGUACGACUCCUCUCAAGAGGAGAGUUCCCGAUGAUGACGAAGUGGCACCGUCCACCAGCAAGGCGACGGUGCUGGCACCCAAACGAGGGCGUGGCCGGCCACCAACAACUGGCCAGUACGUCGGCUACGCUAAGGCGCAGGCCGAGUACAACAGGCAGAAGGAGGAGGCCCUCAGGCUACAAGCCGAAGAAGAGGUCGCCGAAACAGCGCGAAGGGCUAGGAGGACGUGGAGGGACGCCAGCUCCGCCCUCGCCGUGCUCCCCGCUUCAUCUCCUGCGCGAGAAGAGGCGUUGGAGAAGACGGGCGCUGACAUGGCCAAGACGGUGAAGGAGGCGUUAGAGACCAUUGAGAUGAUCGCCAAGAAGUCCGCAAACCUUAAGGGUACUUUUCAAAAGUACCUUAAGGAGUCGGUGUCGACCAUCGCAAUGGUCUUCGACGAGAUGAGAAGUCGGUCCUCAUCAGAGGAGAUACAAAGGCUCGAGGCCCAGAACGCGCGUCUCGAAAAGCAAGUGGCGAACUUACGCCAGGAGCUGGACGAGAUGCGCAAACGGAGCUCGCAGCCUGCAGGAGAAGAUCACUUGCGUGAGCUAUUGGCCGAGGUCUCCCGUGCGAACGUGGAGACCUUCGGCAAUAUGCUCAACGCCAGGCUCGCCGGACUCGAGGACCGUCUCCUGCCGGAGCCGAGGCGGAGGCCACCGCUUGCGUCGGACAGGGAUCGGGAUGAAGACAUCCUACCCGUCCCCGCAAGCGUCGAUGUGCCCAUGGAAGGAGAAGCGCCGGGGCCCCCUCUGCCAAAGGCGAAAGGGAAACCGGCCAAGGCAAAGAAGGCUCAGCCGCCUGUCGCUGCAGCGGCCCCGCAAGAGGCCCCUGCCAUAUCGACGGCGCCUAAGGGCAAAAAGGCCCGUAAAAGGAAGAAGCGGCCAUCAAUGGCCGCUAAAGAGGCGACACAAGGGGGAGCGAAUACCGGCUCCCCCAGUACUGAGGCCCCAUGGACCACAGUGGGUUCCAAGGCCAAGAAGAAGAAGGGGGUGGCUACACCAUCUACAGCCACCCCGAAGAAGAAGAAGAAGCCGAGGCUCCGCGUCCCCGCCACUGCGGCCGCUCUUGAGACGGCCCGGCGGGCGAUAAGCAUUGCGGAGUUUGAUAUUCCGCAAGUCCGCUUCCGUCGGGCCCGAACUGGAGGGUGCCUUCUCACCAUAGCUGGUGAGGACGCAGGGAAGAAGGCAGACGCCUUUGCCGCAAGGCUAAAGAACGUCCUGCCUCAAGAAGUGAGGGUCGGACGGCCGGCUGCUUGCGCAGAGAUGCGCAUCGCCGGCCUAGACGAGUCUGUGACGGCCGCCGAAAUCAUGGAGGCGGUCGCACUUGAUGGAGAGUGCCUUGCCGGCGAUGUCCGGGUGGGGCCUAUGAGGGAGGGGCCACGGGGGGACGGGUCCUGCUGGAUCCGCCUCCCAGCCGCGGCCGCCAAGAAGCUUUCGAGCUCUGGGCGGUUGCGGGUUGGCUGGGUGUUGGCGAGAGUGACGUUGUCCGAAAGGGGGCACGUGCUGGGCGGCAGCGGAUGUCCGUCUGCCGCGAAAAAGCCGGCCCCCAGAGAAGAGAAGGCCCCGUCCAAAAAGGCUCGGCAAAAGCCGAAGCCUAAGGGCGCACGGGCUCUGCCCGUCUCUGCCGCGAUGGAGACGGAGGCCUAG